AUGACCUGGAAACUCUCUCAGAGAACCCCAAGAACUCCUUUUUGUACUGGUCUGUGGUGGCCUUGGACUACCCCUUCUACCUACUCAAGUAACUCUUUUAUCACAAAUUUAAUUACCAAUGUUUCCAUUUAUAGGAUCUUACCUAGCCAUAUGGCCUGCUGCCUCUGCCAAUUUAAAGAUACUAUUGAGGUUGUCUGUAAGACACUCAAGCUGCGUUGUGACAGUGAAUGCCUGACAGACAUGACACGCUGUGAUGAAGAAACAUCUAUACGGAAUGCAGAAGGAUCGUUGAUGAAGGUGUUACAAGCCCGGAAAAAGAACAACAGCACCGAACUGACUGUUGAGUCAGAGAGGGCGUCGUCAGAUAAAAGUGCUGUCAGCUUGUCAGGCUUCAUGAAUGAGCAGCUGGACUUUAAGAAUAAAAGUGAUAUUAUCAGUACACUAAAUGACAUACUGCCUUAUACCUCAGAGGGAAAUCUCGGAGAUGUGGAAGCAACAUUAUUACCAUUCAUUCAGCUUCUGUUUUCGAAUACAAAAGAUGGAGAUAUGCCGCAGGGCCUUUUGAAAAACAGUUCAAGGAGCCCUUCUGUUACACCUGUACCCAACACUUCAACUAAUAAAAACAAAUUGAGGAAACUCCAUUUUGCGGAAAAUUUGUUAGCUGCAGAAACUCAAGAAAAAAUUGAUGAGGUUAGAAAGGAAGAAAAACCUGCCACGCGUACGCGUUCCAACAUUUCAAGUGCCACGUUUAAACGCUACAUCUUUCAAAAGAAAUUGCAAACUGCCCAACCACAGAAAGACAGCCUAGCAAACACUGAGAGUACAGAGGAAAGGCUGCCGAGAGUGGACAGGGUCCUCAAGGGCCCAAGGGGCGUACAGAAAAUGCACCUCAAAGCAGUGGGAGAUGGGAGCGUCAGGGGGAAACAGAAUGCCCAGCCAUCAGAGGCGAACACUGCCGAAGAAAGAAGGCUCAGGAGGCCAUCCCCAAGAAAGCUGAAACAGCUUCUCAUGGUGCAGAGGCCCAGGAAGCUGGUGGGAAAGUCCUCCAAUGCAGAGUCUUCAUUCAUAAAAGAACACAAGGCAGCAGGCUCCUCUUCCCGGAAACAGUACUUCAAGGGCAGGCCUUCUGCCUCCAUCCCUCCAAAAUCCCCAUCUGACGUUAAAAGCAGAUCAAAAGACUCAUCCAACACUAUUCAUGUUUUAGAGGAUGCGAAGGCUAGAAUUAGAAAUAUUAAGGACUUCGAACUAAUCUCACAUACUGGAAAAAAAUACAUCUUCCAUAAAAUUAGGUCUCAUCGGGUCCACAGAAAACCCAAAGGCAAAAGGAGUCGAAAGUUCAGAAAGAAAAGUUCACUCAAUAGAAUGACGCUUGUAAGCCCUCCGUUCUCUGUACUGAGGAGUCUCAUAAAUUCCCCUCCACGAGAGGCUCUUUCAUCUUCAGGAGAAGUGACUUCUCAGGAAAAGCCUUUUCCAGAAUUAUUUUCUCUUUCAGACCCUUCUACAGAAAACACUACUUCAGAAAACAAUACUGCACACAAUGUUUCUGAAGAAAUUAUUUCUACAGGAAGCUCCACUCUGCCAGGAGGAACCGGCCCUGGAAACACUACCCAUAGGAGCGUGUCCCCUGCACAUUCUACUGUUGCUGCAGACAGCAGUAUGCCGACUGUUCAACACACCAACCAAACACGAUGGGAGGACCACAACACGGGCACUGAAUUAUCCUCUAAGGCCGCAGGCUUCGCUUUCCCAGGGCUCACAUCCCCGGGUGAUCAAGUUGAAACUCAGCUAAACCAGCAGCUACGGUCCCUCAUCCCCAACAAUGACGUGCGAAGGCUCAUUUCUCAUGUUAUCCAGACUUUAAAAAUGAACUGCUCAGAGACCCACGUGCAGCUGGCCUGUGCCAACCUCAUCUCUAGAACAGGCCUCCUGAUGAAGCUUCUCAGCAAGCAGCAAGAAGCAAAUGUGUCCGAAGCGGAAUGGUAUACGGACCAGUGGAAAGCUGACAACUAUAUCAGUGAGAGCACAGAAGCCCAGAGUGAGCAGAAAGGGCAGGAGUCAAGUGAGCUCACAAAAGAAGUUCCACGAUAUGGCUAUAACAACAAACUCAUCUUGGCAAUAUCCAUAUCUGUAGUAGUGACGAUUUGGGUUACAAUUCUCUGUCUCAUUGAGGUAAGGACAAUAAUUAAUUCAGAUUCAGAACCCGAUAGAGCAGCCAGGAAAAUAAAAGUACCUUCUCCCCACACCCACACCCCAGCAAAUGCUGCAUGUGCGACUAAGUCCGAAGCGGACUGGUGUGAAGCGCAUCUAGAGAGUAACGUGUUUCUGCCCAGCGCCGUUGUGCAGUGUUUUCACCGCACGAGGGCACUUGGCCAAGGGCCAGGAAAGGAGGGCUUUUUCGGGAGAAGGCGGCCACUUUGGCUUAGGGAUACGUAUAGGCCCCUCAACGCCACACGCAUGGAAAACAUGGCACAAAAGCUACACGACAGGGAGUCUUCUGAUGAGAAUGAGAUAUUCUAUAAGGAUGCAGGGUAAAUGAUAGGGGACAGUAUAAAAUUCUCAUCUAAAAGGAGGAAAUAAGGAAAACUGUAUUUGUUCCUUUCAAAAGUAAAAGCCUU
Molecule: messenger RNA, 2615 nt
Organism: Delphinapterus leucas (beluga whale)
Lineage: Eukaryota; Metazoa; Chordata; Mammalia; Artiodactyla; Monodontidae
Source: RefSeq, a predicted model, not a curated record